AUGCAGACCAUGACCAGCCUGAGAUUGCCCAGCAGAGCACCAGCACUGCCUUGUGAAAAGUCCCACUCGAGCCCACCUUCAGUUGCCUUCGUGGAGCAGCAUGUUUCCAGAUCCCUUGCACGGACCUCAGUGGCCCUACUAGCUGGUUUUGUCUCUCAUCGUGUGAGAAAACUCGGGAGGACUGGCAGAACGGGGCAAACGAACGCAAAGGCAUCACCUGUGGUGCGGCGUGUUCUCGAGCCUGGCAAGUCACCCGUGUCGCAGAUCCGGAACUUUUCCAUCAUCGCACACAUUGAUCAUGGCAAGUCCACCUUGGCAGAUCGUUUGCUGGAGAUGACUGGUACAGUAGCCAAAGAAGACAUGAAAGCACAAUUGCUUGACAAUAUGGAUAUUGAAAGAGAAAGAGGCAUCACUAUCAAGCUGAAUUCGGCUCGCAUGAAUGUCAAAGAGGAUGGACAUGAUUAUGUUCUAAACCUGAUUGACACUCCAGGACAUGUCGACUUCACCUAUGAGGUAAGCAGAUCAUUAGCAGCCUGUGAAGGUGCCCUGCUGGUGGUGGAUGCCACACAAGGUGUUCAGGCGCAAACCAUUGCAAAUGUCACUUUGGCAAUGGAAGCUGACUUAGAGAUCGUUCCAGUCUUGAACAAGGUUGAUCUGCCCAGCGCGGAUCCGGAGAGAGUUUGCCAAGAGAUCGAGGAUGUUGUCGGGAUUGACUGCAGCAAUGCUCUCUUUUGUUCUGCCAAGACUGGACAAGGUGUGCCUGAAAUUAUCAAGAGGAUCAUUGAGCAGGUGCCGGCUCCAAGUGUUGACGAAACACAAGAGCGCAUGCGGCUUUUGGUGUAUGACAGCUUCUAUGACAACUACCGGGGAGUCAUUGCCAUGUUCCGGGUGGUGGAUGGAAGCAUCUCUAAAGGACAGAAGAUCCGCUUUAAGGCUUCAGGCAAGGAGUUUAUUGUGGAGGAGAUUGGCAUCAUGGUGGGAGGCUUGCGAAAGCCCGUCAGCAGGCUUUCGGUGGGUGAAGUGGGCUAUGUUUGCGCCAACAUCAAAACGGUGGGAGACGCACGUGUGGGCGACACCAUCAUUGAAGCGGGCACUGAAAAUGAGGUGGAAGCCUUGCCGGGCUACACUGAGGCCACACCCAUGGUCUUCUGUGGCCUUUUUCCUGCUGAGUCGGGAGACUUCGAGAACAUGAAGACAGCCUUCGAGCGGCUUUCCUUGAAUGAUGCUGCCCUCUUUUACGAGCCGGAAAACUCCGUCGCUCUGGGGCUCGGCUUUCGCUGUGGAUUCUUAGGAGUUUUGCACAUGGAGGUGAUCAAAGACCGUUUGGAGAGAGAGUACGAUUUGGAUGUGGUGGUCACUGCUCCUUCGGUGGAGUACCAGGUUCAGAUGAGUGACGGCACAGAGACCACCAUUCAAUUUGCCAACAUGCUUCCUCCUCCCCACAAGGUCGCGGAAAUUCGGGAACCCUAUUGCUUGCUGGAGAUGAUUGUGCCAGAAGAACACAUGGGCCCCUGUAUGGAGCUGGCGACCCAGCGUAGAGGACCACGAAUUUUUUUGACUCAGGGACGUGCACUGCUGGAGUAUGAGGUUCCGAUGGCUGAGAUCAUCCGCGACUUCUUUGCUGAGCUGAAAAGCCGUUCUCGUGGUUAUGCAUCCAUGGACUAUCGCAUCCUGGACUACCGAAGUAACGAUUUGGUAAAGCUGGAGGUAGACAUCAACCAAACCACCGCCAACCCUUUAGCACAGAUCGUUCAUCGCUCGAGGGCCUUGCAAUUUGCCAAGAAGAUUACCGGCAUUUUGCAGAAUGAGAUUCCUUCACAGCAGAUCAAAGUCAUCAUCCAAGCGCGUAUUGGUACACACAUCAUCUCAUCCAAACUCAUUAAGGCAGUGCGGAAAGAUGUUUUGGCCAAGUGCUAUGGUGGUGAUAUUACCCGUAAGAAGAAGCUCCUUGCAAAGCAAGCAGCGGGCAAGAAAAAGAUGCAGGCCAUUGGAAAGGUGAACGUGCCCUCCGAAGCCAUUCUCGCGGAAUCGGAGUUGCCGCCGGUGUCUUCAAGCGAGGAUACUCAGGUGCUGCGCUCAGUCUUGGCUGCUUCAGUAGCCCUGCUGGGUGGAUCAGAGUGGAAGAAAACCCUGAUCCGGGCUAUGGAUAUCCAGGGUACCCAGGUUUCCCUGGCUUCUAUCCCUGGUGGCCAGGCUACCCACCGCGGCAGCAGUCCAGAAGCUCCAGUGAUUCUUCCGCAUCCUCAACCUCAAGCGAUGAGGAUGAUGAUGAGGAGGAUGAAGAUGAGGAGGAAGAAGAGGAUGAGGACUUGGUACGCGAGAAGGCCGCCAAGCGGGCCAAGCUUAAGGCCAGAGAGAAGGUGGAGGCAGAAAGGGAGACGGCCCGAGAAAGAGAAAAACAGAGAAGAGAGGAAAGAAAGAAAGAGAGGAUCCAAGAGGACCUUUGCAAGGACAGCGAGUCCGAGCAAAGUGAAGAAGCAGAAGAGGAGGAAAAGAAAAAGGAUAAGAAGAAGCGCAAAAAGGACAAGAGCGAAGACACAAAGGAGACUGAGAAGAAAGCACAUAAGAAGAAAGUGCAAAAAAAAAAAAGCAAAAAAAGAAGAAGGAAGAGGAAUCUCCAAAGCAGGAGUCUGA
Durusdinium trenchii is the source of this 2634-nucleotide messenger RNA. Lineage: Eukaryota; Dinophyceae; Suessiales; Symbiodiniaceae. The record is from the annotation of a GenBank genome assembly.